CAGCAUAGUUGGAACCACCAGUGCCUUGGACACUCUCGAUCAACAGACUCUAGCUGAUCAGUCCUACCUAAGCUUGUUCCCUAGCAAGCAAUGGGGUGCUCCAAACUCAUAGCUGGCAUGUUCACCAUGCUCCUCCUUGCUCCGGCUGUCCUGGCCACCGACCCUGACCCUCUCCAGGACUUUUGUGUGGCCGACCUUGACGGCAAGACGGUCUCAGUGAACGGCCACCCAUGCAAGCCCAUGUCGGAGGCCGGCGACGACUUCCUCUUCUCUUCCAAGCUGGCCAAGGCCGGCAACACGUCCACCCCGAACGGCUCCGCUGUGACGGAGCUCGACGUGGCUGAGUGGCCCGGUACGAACACGCUGGGCGUGUCCAUGAACCGUGUGGACUUUGCGCCGGGAGGCACCAACCCGCCGCACGUCCACCCGCGCGCCACCGAGAUUGGCAUCGUGAUGAAAGGUGAGCUCCUCGUUGGUAUCCUUGGCAGUCUCGACUCCGGGAACAAGCUCUACCCCAGGGUGGUGCGCGCUGGAGAGACGUUCCUCAUCCCACGCGGGCUCAUGCACUUCCAGUUCAGCGUCGGCAAGACGAAGGCCUCCAUGGUCGUAUCCUUCAACAGCCAGAACCCGGGCAUUGUCUUCGUGCCACUCACGCUCUUUGGCUCCAACCCACCAAUCCCCACGCCGGUGCUCACCAAGGCGCUUCGGGUGGAGGCCGGGGUCGUCGAACUUCUCAAGUCCAAGUUCGCUAGCGGGUCCUAAUUCCUGGGAGCCAGCCCUGAAAUGAUCAAUACAUAAUUCCAUAUAUGCAUGCUAGCGAAAUUUAAUAAUUCUCCACAGAAGACAUGUAUUCAAGCUUCUGGUUAAGCUCCAUGCAGUUGUAAUAAAAUUGAAUAAGUUAGCCUCGCAGUUCAGCCUUCAGAACCGAUAUGAGGAAUUGAAAUGUACUACUUUUUAUUGUGGUCUUUGUUCUUUUCAUUGAGCAAAAUAUAUAAUUAUCUUUUUUGCAA
This is a messenger RNA of Triticum dicoccoides, 1010 nucleotides long. Its product is annotated as oxalate oxidase 1-like. The coding region runs from base 91 to 762 and encodes 223 amino acids. Lineage: Eukaryota; Viridiplantae; Streptophyta; Magnoliopsida; Poales; Poaceae. Gene Ontology annotation, molecular function: manganese ion binding. The record is from RefSeq and is a predicted model, not a curated record. The transcript has a single exon.